Molecule: messenger RNA, 1273 nt
Organism: Capsicum annuum
Lineage: Eukaryota; Viridiplantae; Streptophyta; Magnoliopsida; Solanales; Solanaceae
Product: nodulin-26
Exons: 6
Coding region: 148-1182 (344 amino acids)
Biological process (GO): transmembrane transport
Cellular component (GO): membrane
Molecular function (GO): channel activity
Source: RefSeq, a predicted model, not a curated record
ACCCCUCCACACAAAAAAUAAAAUAAAUAAAGUUAUAGUCGACUUCAAUUAUAUAAGUACCUGAAAAAAGUCUGCAAAGGGACUCAUAAAGGAUUGAAACAUGCUUAAUUAGUUCUUGCUCAACCAAUUUAAUUUGUUAGAGGUACUAUGGAGGAAAUUCCAGCGGUUGAUGGAAUUCGAGCAACUUCAUUUAGGAUCAGUGAUUAUCCAACCCCAUCACCAUCCGCUAUUACCGCUACUUCUACUCCUCAAAAAUUCUUAAAAUGCUUUAUAAGCGUACAUUUCGUGCAAAAGUUGAUAGCAGAGUUUGUGGGAACGUACAUGUUGAUAUUUGCUGGUUGUGCUGCUAUAAUUUUGAAUAUAAACAAGGACAACGUUGUCACACUACCUGGAAUCGCGUCUGUUUGGGGACUUGUUGUCAUGGUUUUGGUUUACUCUGUUGGACAUGUCUCUGGUGCACACUUUAACCCUGCUGUUACCAUUGCAUUUGCCACUAGCAAAAGGUUCCCAUGGAAUCAGGUUCCGGCCUAUGUUUUUGUUCAAGUCGUAGGAUCCACUCUCGCGAGUGGAUCCCUACGACUGAUAUUCAAUGGAAAAGAAGACCAAUUUGUAGGAACAGUUCCAGCAGGAACAAAUUUGCAAGCUUUGGUACUUGAGUUUAUAACCACAUUUUACCUCAUGUUUGUCAUCGCUGCUGUUGCUACUGAUGAUCGAGCUAUGAAACAUUUAUCUGGGGUUGCAAUUGGUGCUACUGUUUCACUUGAUAUAUUGUUCUCCGGGCCACUAACAGGGGCAUCAAUGAACCCAGCAAGAAGUUUGGGACCAGCAAUUGUUACAGGUCACUAUAAAGGGCUAUGGAUUUACAUUAUUGGCCCAACUUGGGGGGCCAUAUUUGGUGCUUGGACUUAUAAUCUUAUGAGACAAACAAAUAAGUCAUGGGGUGAAGCUGUGAAAGAGACGCAAAGCGCUAUAGAAGUGUCCUCCAAAGACAAGGUAAUAUGCAAUUGUGGUGAAGGUUGGUCAUGCAUUGUAUCCAAGACUGAUGAAGCAGAAGUUGGAAACAUCUUCUUUGAAUGUGCUGAAGGUUGCCUUUGUAUUGUUGAUGAAACAAACACUCUAAAUAAGCAUGUAUAUGUAUAUGAACAGACAAAAGGAAGAAAGAAUUACAAAAUGUAUAUUUAAAGGCAUCAAAGGACCAUCAUUGUAACAUUGGCUUAAUGGAAAAUAUGAUUGCAUAUUUGCAUCAUGUGAUGUAAAUUUGGCGUGUACAAGA